Molecule: messenger RNA, 2005 nt
Organism: Rhagoletis pomonella (apple maggot)
Lineage: Eukaryota; Metazoa; Arthropoda; Insecta; Diptera; Tephritidae
Gene: Vdup1
Product: arrestin domain-containing protein 17
Exons: 4
Coding region: 458-1480 (340 amino acids)
Biological process (GO): protein transport
Cellular component (GO): cytoplasm
Source: RefSeq, a predicted model, not a curated record
UAACUUGGCCCGAAAUAAGGCUCAGCUGAGACAGAGCAUUGAGCUUGUCGAGCCGAAUGUUACUUGGUUAGUUGUGUGACGAUCGACUUUGGGCGCUGUUGUAUUGUAAGAAGAAUGUCGGGUAUAGCGGCGGAUCGUGUAAAAAAUUAGCAGUUUGUAGAUUCAAAAAAUGAGAUAAUACAUUGCAUUUACAUACAUAUCUACAAACAUACUUAUUUAAUACUGUUGGAGUUGCAAAGACUGAUAAAAAAAAAGGGUUCAAGUAAUAUCUUGCAACCCAUUAAGACGCGUUCAGCUUUUUGAAAGCUAUUCCUAGGAGUCUGUACAAGUUUAUACAGAAGUAAAAACGAGACAAAAAAUAUUUGCAUCCAAACAUCACCAACCAGUCAUUGCUUCUGUGUCUUAACAUAUCGGAUUCUUGUCGUCGUCAAAGAUAUGAAACGCUAACGUUGCCACAAUGCCCCGAAAACUAUUGAAAUUUCUUAUUAUCUUCGACAAUACAUCCUUGCUUUACUUUCCCGGACAAUUUCUAUCAGGUCGUGUACUCAUCGAACUGCAAGAUGAUACUCCUGCUUUGGGGCUGCAUUUUCAUGUUGUCGGCGAAGGAGUGGUGCGCGCUGGUACGGCACGACAGGAGCGUACAUACGACAAAGAAAACUACAUUGACUUUCGAAUGAGACUUUUGGGCGAUGUUGAUCAAGGCCCAUCAGUCCUUUCGCCUGGCAUACACAGUUUCCCAUUCAAACUUGGCCUUCCAGUGGGAUUACCGUCAACUUUCUUGGGCCGUUAUGGCUGGAUACAAUACUACUGUAAAGCCGCUCUACGCGAACCAAAUGGUCUAAUACAUAAAAACCAUCAAGUCUUCAUUGUGAUGAACCCGAUUGAUCUCAAUUUGGAGAGGCCCAUUCUAUCGCAACCGUUUACUUGUGAAAUCGAACACAAACUUGGUGUGGCAUGCGUGGGCGGUGGUAAAGUUGUUGCUCGGGUGGCACUUGAUCGCGGCGGUUAUGUACCUGGGGAGAGUAUAUUGAUCACUGCACUAAUUUCGAAUCACAGUAAUGUGACGAUCAAACGAACAAAAGCUUCCCUUACAGAGACCAUUGAAUAUUUGGCACGAGGAAAAGUGGUGCAAACGGAAAAACGUGCCUUGGCCGCUCUAGCACGCGGGAAGAUACGUCCCGGCGGCAAGGACGAAUGGCAAAACGAUAGCUUGUAUGUACCACCGCUUCCGCCAACGAAUUUACAUGGUUGCCAUCUAAUAAAAAUCUCCUACGAUGUGUUUUUUGUCAUCGAGCCGAAGUCGUUAGAAAAGGAAAUUAAAUUGCAGUUACCCAUAGUUCUAGCCACUUAUCCAUUUCGUAAUAAUGGCAAUGAUGUCUCGAAUACAUGGCCAGAUUCAGUACUUAAACCGGAUACUCAUUAUCCAUCAACGUUGCCAAUUUUUCGGCCGUGGUUGCAUGAGAAGCCUGAUCCAAAUUAAAUGUUAAACCAAUGAGAGCGAAAUACAUGCAUAUGUAAAUACAUUUGUACAUUAGGGUGGUCCAGAACUUUUUUCUUCAGCUACUCGCCAGAACUGAAGAGCAUCGAAAAUAAGAAGACGUUUUAUACUUAACCGCACCGUCUGCACCUUGAAGUUGUCCGUAUAUUUUACAUUAGGAAUACACUAUAAAAAAUCGUUGAAAAUAAAUAUUUUUAAUCGAAUAAGAAAGAAUAUUUCCCACCACAGAAGAUUAUGGUGCAUAGUCAACUUAAAAAAUUUUACUAAAUAAAUGUGUUGUUUUAUGUGUUCCUAACCACAUAACGCACGUAAUGAAAAAAUAUUUAGUAAAAUUUUAAAGUAAAAUAUCUAUGCAACAUCAUUUUAUUUUUUGAAGAUUACUGACGAGAAAUACACUCCCAGUAAUUUGAAUAGCACACCCUUUCGAUCCUCAGUAUGUACAGUUUUCCUUUUUCUGUUUCAUAUUCAUUAAUUUUUUAUAAAAAAUUACCAUAUUCCUCGUGUAAA